Funneliformis mosseae is the source of this 1494-nucleotide messenger RNA. The record is from the annotation of a GenBank genome assembly. NCBI's taxonomy places the organism in Eukaryota, Fungi, Glomeromycota, Glomeromycetes, Glomerales, Glomeraceae.
AUGAAGAUCCCACCAUCAUUCCUUCUAUUAUCUAUUGCAAGUUUAACAUCGAUUAGGGAGAUCGCAGCCCAAUGUUAUGACUACACGGAUGCGUUGGAUCUAAACGCAAGGAUUCCAACAUCAUGUAAACUGGUCGAUAAGAUUGAAAUACCAACGCCUCCAACAAAAGCUCCAGCCGAAUCAAGUAAAUUUAUAAUCGAUUAUAAAUGCGAAAUUCAAACCAAUCAAGAUUUAUGUGCAAGAGCGCAACGAUCGAUACAAAAAGUCUGUGAAAUUUUAACGGAAAACCUGAGUUUAAGGAAGAACAUUAAUGUCGAUGUCUCAUUGAAAGAUUUAUGCCCUACCGAUGCUCAACAAUCAUGUAAUGAAUUAGGCGGCGCGGGAUUUGCCAGAACCAUGGAACUUUUGGAUGAUGAUGACAUUAUUCGAGAAUAUCCAACAGCGCUUGUAAAGCAAUUUGAUUGUGAUCAACAUUAUGAAUUUGGUGAUGUCGAUAUACGCGCUGUGUUUAAUGGAGGGAAUGCUACUUCGUUAUGGUUUGAGGGGGAUCCACAGAUCACAUCGGAUCAAAUAGAUUUUAGAAGGUUAGUUUUAAAGAAAUUUAUUAACGCGUUAGGAGUAAAAACUAGUUGGAUAGAACAACCGAUCUUUGAUAAAGUAAGCCCUACAAUUUUAACGCCACAACUAACCUUGUCACAAGAAAAUGGUGGUGACUUUGAGUUUAAAGGAUUUAAAGAAUACGCUUAUGAUAAAUAUAUAAUAUUUCGUGGUAAAGAACUUCAAUCAAUUCAUGAUGCUGCAAAAUCACUUGACGAAUUCGUUAAAGAACCGGAUGUUAAAUUUAAAGAUCAAGAAGAAUUUAUUGCACAGUUAGUUAAAUCACCACAAAUUGAAGCGGCUCAAAGGAUGGCAAAUGUCAGCGUUAAUCCAUUUACAUUAGGGUUUCUGCCAAGAGGGGCCAAAUCUGAUGAUGAUGUGAUCGUUUUAGAAACUUCAUUCAAUCCUUAUCAAAAUGAUGUUAGUAUGAAUAAUUUUGAUGCAAGCAUUUAUGCUGAUACCGAGGAUUUCUUGAUGGUUUCAACUUUAACAAGCGGAAAGACGCUAGAAGAUUCCAUGGGGAAAUUUCUGAGUCCACUUGGUCCUAGAUUAAUUUCUUUAUUGGAAACAUUGGGAUAUCCUACUAAAAAAUUACCAGAAAAUGAUUUCAAAACUAAUACGGAAGUUAUUUUAACAAAGACUACGUAUGUUGUAACAGAGAUCAAAACCGUGUCUAAAAGUGUUGUUACCGUAAUCGAAAUUGUUACUGGUCCACCACCACAACAAACGCUACCACCAACAAAUAAUAAUCCUUCCCAAGAUGAUGAUAAUAAUGAUGUUAUAGAUAAUUUCGGUCAAGAUAUUUUCAAUUCUUCUUCAUUUAAUAUUCAAAAUAAUCUUACUUUAAUGUUUAUUGCUUUAGUUUGUUGUAUAUUGGGAAGUUUAAAUACUAUAUGA